This is a messenger RNA of Aspergillus melleus, 1440 nucleotides long. RefSeq lists its product as uncharacterized. The transcript has 6 exons. The record is from RefSeq and is a predicted model, not a curated record. Bases 116 to 1177 code for a protein of 353 amino acids. NCBI's taxonomy places the organism in Eukaryota, Fungi, Ascomycota, Eurotiomycetes, Eurotiales, Aspergillaceae.
AGUCGCUAGUGAGCAGGAAAACACACCAGAAGAUCUCGCGAGGUAUUUAUCGGGUUCCAUCUUCCGUCCGAGAUCAUGGCGUGCGGUCACUCGACAACCUACCGUUCUCGUCACCAUGGAAAACAAAGGCCCCGGGAUGAUAGCAGCCUCAAUCGUGCUUACCACGGUGGCCUUUCUCCUCUUCUGUCUGCGGACCUACGCACAGCACCUUACAUCAAGCCAGAUCCACCUCGAUGAGAUAUUUCUAGCAAUAGGACUGAUCCUUACCAUCGGACUCUGCAUUGAGACAUGUCUCUGCUUUUACUGGGGAGCAGGUCGCCACCUUGCUGACAUUCUCGCAACGGACCCGGAUCCCCUGGUCAAUCAACGCAAAUAUUGGAUCUCUGGUUAUGUCUCCGUUGUCAACUGGGCAGUUGCGGUCUUCGUCAUCAAGCUCUCCCUCCUCAGCAUGUACACCCGAAUCUUCAACACGAAGAGCACUCCCAAUCGCUGGUUUCGGUACGCCGUGUAUGGGGUCAUCGCCUACGUCAUUUCCAGCUCCAUUGCCAUUAUCUUCUCUUACAUCUUUAUCUGCACGCCUAUCUCGUUUUGGUGGGAACAGGUCAAUGCCGUGGUGGGCAAGCCGGUGCCCCCAGGGAGCUGCCCGAACAUGAUCCCUCGGGGGGUUGCGUGUGCGGCAUUGAACGUGGUGUCAGACUGGUUGAUCCUCUCUCUCGGUGCGCUGGGACUCUGGGAUCUGCAGAUGAACCGCAAACGCAAGCUGGUUGUUUUUGGCAUCCUUGGCCUUGGCUCGACGUGUUGCAUUGUGAGCAUCAUACGCUUGCCCAUGCUUCUAUCGUCAUCGAUGAGCAACGACCCUACCUGUAAUACAUCCCAUCAUAAAAUUCUAUCUCUCUUUCGCCUUUCCCUUUCUCGCGCUAACGAGGCCCUUUUGUUUCUCAGGGUCGAACUCCAAUCCGCUGCUCUUCGGAAUGAUGGAGGCCAGCGUCGGGGUCAUCAGCGCAUGCCUCCCGGGCAUUGCGCCCUUAGUGAAACACUGGCACCACAUGGCGACGACCCAAGGCAGCGGCGUCUUCUCGAGCGGGCGAGCGGGCUCGCAAAAGCGGCCCAUCCAUCAGGCUCACGAGUACAUGUGCAUGGAGGACUAUCGAUCCCCCUCGUCGCACUCGCACCGUGAUACCUCGCCGCUGACGCCGGCGCGAAAAACCCAACCAGCCGCCUCGAGGAGAUAACGCGGAAUCCUAGGGGAUCGCGUACGAUCUGACAAUCUGGACAUAUCUGACUGGAAGGAACGACCAGAAAUCCGUAACCUUUUUAGGAGCCACCGUAGUUGGCCGCGGGGGAGUUCGCUAGUGUAUUCUAUCUUAUAUGCCAUGGUUCUGUAACGCCAGGUGAAUCAAAGAUAACAUAGAGUACCGAGCUUCUCACCUGAUCACAAAG